AUGUCAACCUUUACUCUUCCUAAUAUCACACCUCCUGUGACCGUCCAGUUGGCUCCGGAUGUAACUGAGAGCCAACUUCUUUCCUUUCCUGCAUUCAAGAUCUGGCUCUCGACUCUGCAACACUCACUCUUCCUGCAGGGGAGCGCAAAGCAUGAAUUCAAUUCUGCGCCAUAUGCACUUCGGAAAAUUGAAAUACAAGCGGUCGACUUCUUUGGUCGGGGCCGUUUAGGCUUCGUGAAGCUACGAGCUGACGUCUCGAAUGACAGUGGGGAGAAGCUCCCCGGGAGCGUGUUCCUCAGAGGCGGGAGUGUAGGGAUACUGCUUAUCCUCCAACCUGACGACAUUCCACCCGACUCCGACGCGGAGAAACGCGUGAUAUUGACCAUCCAACCCCGCAUUCCCGCUGGAUCGCUUGCCUUCCCAGAAAUCCCCGCCGGUAUGCUCGAUGAUAGCGGGACAUUCUCUGGCGGAGCGGCAAAGGAGAUCCAAGAAGAAACGGGCCUCUCCAUUCAACAAGACGAGCUGCUCGACAUGACCGCCCUCACUCUCGGUCCCACGACUCGAGAACCUACAAUUCCGGAGAAUGAAGUCAAGGAAAAGCUGCAGGUUGGUGUGUACCCAUCGCCUGGAGGAAGCGAUGAGUUCAUUCCCCUAUUUUUAUGCCAGAAGCGCAUGAAAAGGGUUGAAAUAGACCAACUGCAGGGCCAGUUGACGGGACUGAGAAAGGAAGGCGAGAAAAUUACGCUGAAAUUGGUACCGCUGGAACAGCUGUGGAAAGAGGGUGCGCAGGACGGCAAGUCGUUGGCUGCUUGGGCCCUCUACAACGGCUUGAAAUCUGAGGGGAGGAUAUAAAAGGUCAGAGGCAUCUCGAAGACUCAUGCAUGCCAAAAGAAGCUUGAUUGGUGUCAUCAUCCUAUCGAAUCUAUCUAUCAUCUAUGAACAGUCGG
Messenger RNA from Coccidioides posadasii C735 delta SOWgp, 947 nucleotides. RefSeq lists its product as uncharacterized. NCBI's taxonomy places the organism in Eukaryota, Fungi, Ascomycota, Eurotiomycetes, Onygenales, Onygenaceae. Gene Ontology annotation, biological process: nucleoside phosphate metabolic process; ribose phosphate metabolic process. Gene Ontology annotation, molecular function: ADP-ribose pyrophosphatase activity; ADP-glucose pyrophosphatase activity. The record is from RefSeq and is a predicted model, not a curated record.